UGAUGGUCCAACUACACAAUACAGGCAAAAACACAAUUUCUAUCUAUUUACAAAAAGGCUUUCUGAUUACGGAUAUGAGAAAGGAAAAGGCCCUGCUGACGGUGUUGGCGGAGCAAUAAAAAGGAAACUUGACCAGCGUGUAGCUCAUGGACAUGACAUCACAAAUGCUGAAGAAGCAUAUUCUUAUUUACUAGAUAAUGUCAAUGUCGAAAUACACUAUGUUAGCGAAACAAAUAUUGAACAGAUGAAUCAAAUGAUUCUUAAUGAUGUGGUUCCUGUAAAGGGAACUAUGACAUUGCACCAGAUAAUUUAUGACCGUCAAAGUAAACAUACAAUUUACUACAAGACUUUGAGCUGUAUUUGUGAUAAAAACGAGCCAUGUGUGUAUGGAGAAGACAUGAAACAGCGUGAUCUUGUGCAGCAACAGCAGACAAAUGAGCGAGAAAACAUGAGACUUAAACAGAAAAGAGAAGAAAAUACACAGUCAAGCUUGGCACUUUCAGCAGACGAUCGUACCAAAAGUAACAGUAAGAAAAAGAUUACUAUAUUAUCUUCAGUCAAACUUACACCCAAAGAUAUUCCCUUAUUGCCGUUGCAACUAAAAACUAUCAACAAAGAUUUUGAAAUUUCUACGGGCCAUGACUUACGUCAGAAAUCUCAAAUCUUAACAACACAAAAAGACAAAAUCUGCCAAAGAGGCCUAAUUAAAUUGGCAAAAAAAAAACGAAAGAAUCAAACGCAUAAAAAGGUCGACGAGAUCUUUAAGCAAUUCAUCAACAUCUGUUGA
This is a messenger RNA of Parnassius apollo (apollo), 787 nucleotides long. The record is from the annotation of a GenBank genome assembly. Lineage: Eukaryota; Metazoa; Arthropoda; Insecta; Lepidoptera; Papilionidae.